AUGCAAACAUUUCUAAGGAAUCUGUCCUUUAUCCAAGGACCUCCAUCAGCUGCCGUGGCAGCCAUAGUGGUGGCGGUGGCAGCACCGGCACGCACAGUGAGGAGAAUAAAGAGAGUUCUGUUAUGUGUGAAAAUGAAGAGCAAAGCUGAAAGAGUUUAUACUGGAACAGAAGGAGGCAGUGUGGAAAUCUUCUGUAAAUACCCUAAUGGAUAUCAAUAUACACCCAUGUACUUCUGCCGUGAUCCAUGCACCACUUCUGAAGUAUUAAUUACAUGUAAGAAAGUUGAUAUAGUCGUCACUAAGAAAAGAUACAGUGCGGUAAACACUGCUUCUGCACACACCUUCUCUGUCACCAUCAAACACCUCAAAUUAAAGGACUCCGGAGUUUAUUACUGUGGUGUGGAUACAUGGGGCUUCGACAAGUUGACUAAAGUAAAGCUUACCAUCAGUACAGCUGCAACUGUGUCUACACAAGUUCCACUGUCCAGGCAAAGUUUUAGAAUUUCCACGUUUUUCCAAUACCCUCACAGAGAUCUUUCCACAGCAGUUCCUACUGUGUCUACACUUGCACCAGAAACCAGGCAGAAUCAAAGCAUUUCUGUUACACAGUUUCCCCCUGCUACAACAGCGAUACCAGGUACCACAGGGCUACUACUUGUUUUUUGCGGAGGGAUGAUAACGCUGUGCUGUGUUCUUGCAGCUCUUGUGGUUAUCUACAGGAAAACAUCAACAGAUAUCACAUCUUUGAAAUUGGCAGCUCCUGGAAAUCAAGUUACACAUCUACCAACUGAUCAGGAGGACAUUGACCAUGUGUAUGAUGAGGUGUUAGCUGUGUAUAGUUUAGCUGGUCCUGCUAUUGAAGAUGAUUCUUCAGUCAUCUACAGCACCAUUCAGUUCCCUGCUACAGCAGACAGUGUCUGCAGUCCAUACUCCUUUGUAGCUCCUCACUAA
Molecule: messenger RNA, 951 nt
Organism: Silurus meridionalis
Lineage: Eukaryota; Metazoa; Chordata; Actinopteri; Siluriformes; Siluridae
Exons: 8
Coding region: 1-951 (316 amino acids)
Source: RefSeq, a predicted model, not a curated record